CUGGAGUAUCACAAAAAGAUAGUACAUUUUUCUCCUUUAGAGCUUUUGUUUCGUUUUCUAUUUUCGAGCCGCCGCCCUGAAACUCAAUUGCAAACCCUAUCCUUCGUUUCCUUAAGAACACAAUUUUCACCGUUGAUGAACACGCCCAGAAAAAAUAUCCCUUUUAAUCAUACUUUGAAGAGUUUAAAGGCCGGAUCAGCAAAAUGGCCCUCGAAUAUCAAAACCCUCUGGUCAUAUGGACUGAGAUCGAGCAUGAAGAAACCGGAACCGCCACCACGGACGCCGACGGCGCAGCCCGUCGAGCUUCCAUUCGACGUAAUCUCCCAAGUGUUGGCAAGGCUUCCGGCCAAAUCUCUGUGUCGAUUCAAAUGCGUUUGCAAACUAUGGAAAUCCACCAUUUCCGAUCCUCGAUUCAUCGAAAGCUGCAGAAUGGGCUCCCAAUUCUGGCUCGGAGAGAUGAGAUUGUUAUAAAUUUCGAGCAUCACGAUGACGGAAUCCGGCGCCAUAAGGUUCCGCCUCCGUUAAAAUUCAAACUGAAUCGAUCCGUAGAUGGCAGGGGACUUGAAAUUUCCCCACCCCUGAACGGUUUAGUAUGUGUAUAUUCUCGCAAAGUUCGUCAUGCAUUUAUUUUAAACAUUAAAACCCGACAGAUUAUAAACCUCCCUGAGAUUUCAGAAGACUGUGGUACUGUAACUUUAUGUUGUGAUAAAUUAACAGGGGAAUACAAAGUGCUACAAUUCUAUAGGACAUUUGAUCCAGCUCCUAGAUUAGAAUCUGCAAUUUAUACGCUUAAUGGGUUGGAUUCAGAUUCAUCAUGGAGAAAAACAGGUGAUCCACCACAACUGAAUAACUUAGAUUCCUCUGCUUCUCGCCCUUGUGUCAAUGGAACAGUGUAUUGGCUCAUUGUUGGUAUAAACACUACUUAUCUCAUCUGCUUUGAUGUUUGUGCUGAAGUUUUUCGGACACUAAGGUUCACUGAAACUCCGACUUAUAACGCCAAUGUGCUUGUUGUGGGAUCAGAGUGGUCAGCUUGUUUUCCAAUCAUAUGUCCACAUUUUGUUGCCAAUGGAUUCGUCCCGACGGAAAUUUGGGUGCUGGAGGAAUGUUGGGGAUUCAACGAAGUCUCGAUCAAGGAGAAGAUUCCGCUCCCGCGGGAUUUCACUUUGGAGUCUCCCUGGCGUCAUGUCUACUCCGGCGAGCUCCCAACUGGAGAGUUGUUCAUAGUUGAUUCUCGGACGACGAGAAAGUUUUAUGUUGAUUUGAAGAAAAAGAGGUACGAGAUAAAGUGGUCGUAUCCAAGACAAGGCAAGUAUUUGAGUCCUUAUUCCCAUAAAGUUCUUAUAGGCUAUGUUGAAAACAUGUAUAGAUUCGAGGAUCAUGACAAUGGUAGACACAGAGUUAACAGCUUCCUUCGUGAGGAUUAAUUGAUCCGGU
Messenger RNA from Oldenlandia corymbosa var. corymbosa, 1434 nucleotides. The record is from the annotation of a GenBank genome assembly. Lineage: Eukaryota; Viridiplantae; Streptophyta; Magnoliopsida; Gentianales; Rubiaceae.